Messenger RNA from Archocentrus centrarchus (flier cichlid), 1608 nucleotides. It is a transcript of the gene map6d1, whose product is annotated as MAP6 domain containing 1. Gene Ontology annotation, biological process: cytoskeleton-dependent intracellular transport; microtubule cytoskeleton organization; regulation of microtubule cytoskeleton organization. Gene Ontology annotation, molecular function: calmodulin binding; microtubule binding. The record is from RefSeq and is a predicted model, not a curated record. The transcript has 3 exons. Gene Ontology annotation, cellular component: cis-Golgi network; Golgi-associated vesicle; microtubule. NCBI's taxonomy places the organism in Eukaryota, Metazoa, Chordata, Actinopteri, Cichliformes, Cichlidae. The coding region runs from base 486 to 1445 and encodes 319 amino acids.
GUGAACAGGGUUCUGUCAUUGUGGUGAUUUGCGGUGGGAGAAGCCGUAAAACACCCUUUUCUCGAGCGUUUAGCUGCAGGAGCGGACUCGUGUAAGGAAGUGGAAACAGAUAAUGUUUCCUUUGAUCCCGCGUCCGGUCAGACCGGUGCAGACACCGGGAUCCGUCUUGUGGAGAUGCGGAGAAUAAUUUGCCACAGAUUCCUCUGCAUAGUGGAGGCACUAUCACAGACCACGUGAGAGGAAUAUUCAAUGACGGUCCCCGACAGACCGGUUCAUCUCUGCUGGCGCUCCUCUGCUGGCUGACAUGGACUCCUGGACGCUGUAUACUCUCAGCUUUUCAGAAACAGCCGAGGAGGGAGGGCGAUACUCUGUCUGAAUGUAACCUUUGGUCGUUUGCCGUUUUUUCUUCUUUUUCAGUUCUUUUUGUUUGUUUGUUUGUUUCUUUCUUUCUUCUUCUUUUCUUCUCUCCAGCGGUUAGAGGGAGUAUGGCUUGGCCGUGCAUCAGCAGAGUGUGCUGCCUGGCCCGCUUUUGGAAUCAGUUCGAUAAAUCGGACCUGUCCGUCCCGCUCACCAUCCAGAACUACUCGGACAUCGCCGAGCAGGAGGUGCGGUCCGUCACCAAGCAGGUCUCCGCUUCGGAGCGCGCACCCGGCAAUAACUACACAUCAACUCCGGACCUGCGCGCCAAAGGCUCCCCUCAGGCGCCCGCAGAUAGCACGGGGACCCGGGGAUCUUUCAGGUCACGGAAGGAGCCCAGUUACAAGCCCCGGGAAGACUACCACCCGCCGGGAGUACCUUUCCCCAGUGUCACCCAGUACAAGCAGGAUUUCAAACCCUGGCCCAUCCCCAGGAAGGAGAAUUUCCCUUGGAUUAGUAACGGGGGGAGCAAAGCGGACAAUGUUUCGGACAGCCCGGUGAAUACUUACCACGUCCAGGGUCAGCCUGGGGAGAGCCGGGGGGAGAGAGAGGAACGGGGCAAGGGGCAGAGAUGGGGGGAGCAGCAGGUGAUGGAGGAGAGCAAAACCAGCUCCUACAGGCAAGAGUACAGGCCUUGGACAGGGGUGAGACCAGCCAAAAGUGCAAGGAAAAAUCCUCCAGCUCAGUACUCCAGCCCUGGGACAGAAGCUGUUCACAUCCCACGUGAGACCAGCUACCAGGCUGCCUACAGCGGGGAGGUCAGCAGGUCCAUAGGUCUGCAUCAAGGAGAGCACGUGAUCCCAUCCGCUGCUUCCAACAUCCAUCCUACCCCUGUCCCCCAGCCCGCCCCCACUGCCCUGCAAGCCUACAGAUCGCAGAGCCCUUGCAGCCUCCAGCAGAGCAUCCUGCCCGAGAAGACCGAGCUCAGUGGAACAAUCAAAGGAGAGGAACAUCUGGUGAGGACCAAACUCCCUCCAAACCCUUCUGCUGUCUUUCAAAGCGGAUCUUCGAGGGUCUUCAACAUCUGACAGCCUCUGCCAUUUCCAGCCAUUCCGCUUUGAGGAGUCGACACGGGGAAUGUUCUCACUUCAUUCCACAACACGAGAAUCUAUGCAAGGGAAUGUAUUGUAGUGAAGCCCGUGGAGCUGCAGCCUCAGUGUCCCAAGUUGAGAUAAAUACAUAGACACCCCC